Molecule: messenger RNA, 1919 nt
Organism: Cornus florida
Lineage: Eukaryota; Viridiplantae; Streptophyta; Magnoliopsida; Cornales; Cornaceae
Product: senescence-associated carboxylesterase 101-like
Exons: 5
Coding region: 86-1768 (560 amino acids)
Biological process (GO): defense response; lipid metabolic process
Molecular function (GO): carboxylic ester hydrolase activity
Source: RefSeq, a predicted model, not a curated record
UUCAACGACACAAUCUGCUUCGACACUCCGCAGGACGCAGCCUCCGCUGUCGCCUAGGGUGACAAGAUCCAACCAAGCAGAGAAGAUGAAUCAAUCCUUGUUUAGCAGUGGAAUAGAUUUGGCAAAUUUGGUGACCUCAGACCUCCUUCAACAAUCAUGGGUUAAAAUUUUGGACCUUAACAGGGACAACAAUCGAAGUGAUCCAAACUUCCAUCUCUCUGUUAUAUACAGAGUUUAUACACAUCCAGUCAAUGGUACUAUUGUGGCUUUUGCCUCUUCGCCCACUUGUACUGUACAACAUCUUGAAGGAGAAGCCAGAGAACUAAUUUCAUCUGAAACUCUUAGAAGUGAGAAUUUUCCUUGCUUUGAAUUUCUCAGCACCAAAAGAAACCAAGCCUUCUCCGUUCACAAAGCUGCAAUUUUCCUUUUUCGAUCUUGCUGUGAUGUGCUCUUUGACCUGAAAAAACAGCUGCUUGACAUUGCCACUCCUAUAAUUAUCACUGGACACUCUAUAGGGGGAUCCAUUGCCUCCCUCUUCACCUUAUUUCUGCUUGAAAGCAUUCCCCCGAAGGCCAGCAGACGCCACCCCCUUUGCAUCACUUUUGGCUCAACCCUUAUUGGUGACUAUGGCUUCCAACAAGCUAUACUUGAACGCCCAACUUGGACUUCUUGUUUUCUGCAUGUAGCCUCCAACUGUGAUCCGAUCCCCAAACUUUUCGUCUCAACUUCCCAAAAUGGAAUUUACCAGCCAUUUGGUACAUAUCUCUUGUGUUCUGAAUCCGGCUGUGCCUGUUUUGAGGAACCUGAAACAGUUUUGGAAUUGCUAGUGGCAAUGAGAUCGGAUAGCGUUGGAAAUCAAGAUCCCAACAACUAUACAUCGAUUUUGGAAUGCCUCCAGUGGAAGGCAAUUUGUAAGGGGUGUUCAGGGAUGACUUGCCCGCUUAGUACUCUUCAGGGAGGAAUUAUCACACAACUAGAUGCCAUUGGAAUUAAGAACUCACAGCUGCAGCAUGCUCUCAUAACAAAAAUUGAAGAAAGAACAAAGAAUCCUAUAUUUCAGAACAGGUCUGCUUUUGAUCCCAACAAAAAACUAAGUGACAGAAAGAUAGACAUGGCCUACCUUGAAUGGUACAAGAAGAUCAACACGGGUAAUAGAGGCUACUACGAUAGUUACAAGAACGCGUUGGCCAAGGGUACUGUUGUCAUGUACCAUAGGAGACUCACCAAUUACUGGAAGACUAUGGUUGAAGAGGCAGAUAAGUUGCCCCAGAAGGAGGAAACAUUUUUCCGUACUCGCUGGCUCUAUGCUGGAACAUCCUAUAGAAGGAUGGUUGAACCACUUGACAUAGCUGAUUACUACAGGAGAGGUAAACGGGACUACAUAACUCAAGGAAGAUCCAAACAUUAUGUCGUCUUGGAGAAGUGGCUGAAUGAUGCCCCUCGAUAUGCAAGUAAGAGAACUGCAGCUGGCAGUCUUACCGAUGAUUCUUGCUUUUGGGCACAUGUGGAGGAGGCUAUUCUUUCAUGCAAAUUGUUGCAGUCUGGAGAAGCCAGUCAGGCAGAUAAAGAAUCCUCAAGGGUGAAAUUGAUUGAAUUUGAUUGCUAUGCGAUGAAUUUGAUAAACAAUUUUGGGGUAUCCACCGAGGUUUUCUUAGAGCAGAGCAGCUUCAUGCGAUGGUGGAGGGAAUAUGACAUGAUAAUGGGAACUUCAUAUAAUUCAGAACUGGUUGAUUUCAUAAGGGGCGGUAAGCAUCAACAAUAUGCUUAGUGUUUGGGGCUCUUCUAAUGCAUAAACCUAACUAGUUAAGCUUGUAUGAAUCUUGUAUUUGUACUACAUGUUUAUGGACUUGGCUUUGGCAAUUGCUCUGUACUUGAUUGUAUUCCCACUUAAAAAAAAAAAAAAAAGGAUUAGAUUUUUA